AUGAUGAAAGUAAUGAUGCUGAUGAUUUAUGUAUGAUCGUCAAUAUGCCUGCAGGGCGCAUGCAGCCGUUAUAUAAGAGUUAUAUAUGCCAUAAAAAGCCUCGCUACAAACAUGCUGAAACAGCUAUGAUUCCAAUUUUAUACAAAGCAUACCUAUCAAGUUUAUUCAGCGCGCAUUUGCAUUAUGCGACACAUAGGCAAGGCUUCUACACAACAUUCGAGGCUUAAGACCCACAAAUCAAUUUAA
Molecule: messenger RNA, 246 nt
Organism: Blepharisma stoltei
Lineage: Eukaryota; Ciliophora; Heterotrichea; Heterotrichida; Blepharismidae
Source: the annotation of a GenBank genome assembly